Molecule: messenger RNA, 2689 nt
Organism: Melitaea cinxia (Glanville fritillary)
Lineage: Eukaryota; Metazoa; Arthropoda; Insecta; Lepidoptera; Nymphalidae
Gene: Scr
Product: homeotic protein Sex combs reduced-like
Exons: 2
Coding region: 1-1065 (354 amino acids)
Biological process (GO): anterior/posterior pattern specification; negative regulation of transcription by RNA polymerase II
Cellular component (GO): nucleus
Molecular function (GO): DNA-binding transcription factor activity, RNA polymerase II-specific; RNA polymerase II cis-regulatory region sequence-specific DNA binding
Source: RefSeq, a predicted model, not a curated record
AUGAACGACUUAAAUUAUAACGCAGGAAUGAGUUCCUACCAAUUCGUUAAUUCCCUUGCAUCAUGCUAUGGGAAUCAGGGACCAGGACGUACGGGGACACCUGUGGAACAAUCUGGUCAUCCAGGAUUGCCGACUCCCGGUGCAGACUAUUACAAUCCGAACGCUACAGCGUCAUAUCCAAAUACUUGUUACUCUCCGCCACAAGUCGGCCACCAUUAUCCUCAACAUCCAUAUGCGACGCCAGCAGCCGGAGCUCACAUGCAACCUCAAGCUAUGAUCGAUUACACACAAUUACACCCACAAAGACUGGGAAGUGCAGCCAGUCAUAUGCAUCAACAUUCGAACCCAAGCCCCGGGGCUCUAUCACCGAAUAUUAUGUCAACACCACCCAGCCAAGCGACAAGUGCGAGUUGCAAAUUUGCUGACUCGACUUCUACAACCGGGGUUGCGUCACCACAAGACCUGUCUACGUCCUCUGGUCCUGGUCGAACGUCACCGGGUUUUGGGAGCGUGGGUCAAAAUUCUGGCGGAACGACCAGCACCAAACUCGGUCUUACUACACCCAUCGCUUCUCCUGUGGAACACAAAGCGAAUAUAAACCAAAAUAUCUCAAGCCCCGCUUCAAGUACAUCUAGCAAUGAGAGUAACGAAGCAAAUAACUCUAGUUCAAGUAAUACGAAGAAUGCGAAGACUGCCUCUAACGCACAAGCGAAUCCUCCGCAAAUUUACCCGUGGAUGAAACGCGUUCAUCUUGGACAAAGUACAGUAAACGCGAACGGUGAAACAAAACGUCAGAGGACAUCAUACACUCGAUAUCAAACAUUGGAACUGGAGAAAGAAUUCCAUUUUAACCGAUAUCUGACACGGAGGAGACGGAUCGAGAUAGCCCACGCGCUCUGCCUCACCGAGCGCCAGAUCAAAAUCUGGUUCCAGAACCGGCGCAUGAAGUGGAAGAAGGAGCACAAGAUGGCCUCCAUGAACAUCGUGCCAUACCAUAUGAAUCCGUACGGUCAUCCUUAUCAAUUCGAUCUUCACCCGAGCCAAUUCGCGCACCUGUCAGCAUAGGAUCAGUGGAAUUUUUCGAAUAGUGGAUAACUGAUUUAUUAAAUGAAAAUUAGUCGCCCGUGUGAUGAACGGAGUUGUGUGUAAUAUCGUCAUUGAGAUAUGAGGUGUUACAGCAACUAGACUAGAUCAGUUAUUCGCUGCUCGAAAAAUUAUUAAAAAUAUAGACUAAUUUGUUGAAAGUUGUUGUUGUGACAUUCAGUGACGUUUUAAAAUAAAAGUGCUUCUGCAGUAACACGUGCCAGGGAGAGUUCAGGAGACGAUCGAGACCAAACAGGACAAUCGACUAUCUUCUUCUUAAAUUAUAUUAAUUUAACCAUCCAUUUCCUAAAAGUGGAUAAUAUGUAGCUACGUUUAUUGUUAACUUAAAAUCAACAUGUUUAUGUCGAGUUGUUGAUUUAGAAAGAAUUUUGCCUAGUCAUAAGCUAUAAUUUGAUCUGCAUAAUAUUCCUAAAAUUGUAAGAUAAAAACGAAUAAUAAAUGAUAGUGUAAAUUGUGAUGGCUAGUUAGAUAUAAGCUAAGGCAUGUUUGUUAGAUUCAAACUUAAAAAAAUCACCUAUAAAAUAUGUAAUGGCAAACAUAUUAUAAAAUAACAUAUACAAAUUUUAUGAGUAUGGAAUAGCCGUCACCCCAAAAUAACAAAUUCGGAAAUGUACAGGGAUAAGGUAAAAUUUGGCAAAAACGAAAAAAAUAUAAUGUUGAAUAACGCAUGAUUUUUACUUAAAACAUUUCACUAAAGUAACUUCUAAGGAGUAAAAUAAUUUUAUAGAUUAGCGAGGGCUUGUAAAAACGCUGUGAACUUUCAAUAACAGGAUUUGAGCUCAGUUAAUAUCUGUGAAUAGGUAGCUAUUUGUUCUUAACUUGUAAAUAUUGAAACUCACUAGGUAUCUGAAAAAGUUUAAUAUAUUCAUUAUAGUAUCAACUUUUUCGAUGAACUGUUUUAUGUUCCUGUUCUUAGUUGUAAAUAACAAAUAAUACGAAUAUAAAAACAAAAACGUGUUGAAUAGAAUUAUUAUUUAGAUUAUCAUUAAAUAGGUUUUAAUGUCCACCAACGAUACCAAUUUAAUAAUUCAUAUGCCUAUUGUGUACUUUAAAAUCUUUAAUGUCGUAUUUGUAAAAUGUACUUAAAUUGUAGUUAGUGUGUAAAGAUUUUUAAUUUCUUCUUUUAAAAAUAUUGUAACGUUAUUUCUAUAAUUUCCUUGUCACGUCCAUUAAAAAUUUUCGAGCAUUGCUUAAAGUUCUGUUACUUUUCUAUGAAUUUCGUAUUCAGCUGUGAUAUUUUGUUAUUCAUAAGUGAAACAAGCUUGUGUUUCAUGUUUCACAACUGCGUAUUGUAUUGCGUUCUGGAAUUUUGUUUGACUUUCGUUCUUAAUCUGGUUAAUUUGUUGCUUUAUUUAUUGUUUGUAAAUAGUAAAUAGUAUAACUCGAUUUAUGUUGUAUUCGAAUUUUUAACAAAAACACAGUCGUUGUUUCUCUUAAAUUUUUUCAACUCUGUAACUUUAUAUAUUGUAUUGUGCAAUAGGACGCGGCUUAUUAUUUGAACUAUCUCUUUUAUUUCCUAUUUUUGUAAAAUAUUGUUUAUUUACUUGUGUUAUUUCUUUGUAAUUAAUAAAUAUAAAUAUCUUUA